CUCUCAUUUUUUAUCAAGUUCCUUGCACAAACAUAUAAAAGCAAGGUGAAGUCCUAUAGACGGAGACGAAUUAUCUCAGUCUAAAGCGCGAGUAGUUAUAAAAAUUUGCAUCUGGGUAACCCCCCCCCCAAAAAAACACCAGCGCCGAAAUGAUUCGGGUUCAACUAGGUGGCUUUGUUGCGGGCUUUCUUCUCACUGUAGUAGCCUAUUAUCGUUAUUUUGCGAUACCUUUAAUUGAUGUACACAAAGAGCAAUACCGUAAGCUGGGAGCUAUAGAUGAGCAGUUGAGAAAGUCCCUUAAAGAGACACUCGAAGUUGCUUCGGCUAGGCUUCAGCAUUACUCGAGUGAUACUAUACCCAUCUCCCCCGCUUCAGAUUCAUUUGAACAGAAAUUGGUGUCUUAUGUUGAUCAAGAAAAUGUAGCUAAGUCAGAUAUCUCAUGAUGCAAUCAUCGCACUAUGUGAGCUUAUUAAAGUUUAAAAAAUAAAACAAAUCCAGGUAUACCAGUCCGACUUCGGGGGUAUCUUCAAUUUAAUUGCACCUCUUUUUUUAUUUACUCUUUUUUAUACACGGACUUUAAUGUGUGUGUCUGAGUGAAUUUUGGUUUGCGUGGAUAGACGCAUCAAAUAUCACUCAAAUGUAUUUUUUUGGAAAAGGUGAUGAAUAAAUCAAGUACUUUGAACAAAGUAGUUGUUUAUGUCGGUAUUUGAUAGUGUUCAUUUUUUUUGGGGUUUGUACCCUUUCGUUAUUCACGAUUUCGAAGCUUUCACCAUAACUUUCUUAACGAAGAGAAACUGGAAAUAUUUUUCGCAUGAAAUUCAUUUUUACUAUUGUCUCUCCUGUUCACAUUAUGGCAAUCACUUUUAUCCUUCUUAUUCAAUGGUCUUGAUAUAG
This is a messenger RNA of Phytomonas sp. EM1, 894 nucleotides long. Lineage: Eukaryota; Euglenozoa; Kinetoplastea; Trypanosomatida; Trypanosomatidae. The record is from the annotation of a GenBank genome assembly.